AUGGUGGUGAAGUAUAACAAUGAAGAGGACUCCAUGGCACGUCUUAUUGAUUCAAUUUUCCCGAGCUUGAGUAGUAAUGCUGAAUCAUCUACUUACAUGACAACUCGAGCGAUAUUAGCAUCUAAAAAUGAGGAAGUUGAUAAAUUGAAUGAUAAGUUAAUUUCUAUGUUUUCGGGAGAAGUAAGAACAUUUCAAAGUUUCGAUGAAGCUAUCGAUGAUACAAAUAAUAACUAUGAAGAAGAUUUUCUCAAUUCUUUGACUCCAAAUGGCUUGCCUCCGCAUAAGUUGGUCUUGAAGAGAAAUUGUCCAAUAAUCCUCCUAAGGAAUUUGGACCCAUCAAAUGAACUGUGCAAUGGUACAAGAAUGGUGUGUAGGAAUUUCAAAUCCAAUGUCAUUGAUGCGGAAAUAGUAUUUGGCCAACACGCCGGAAAACAUGCUUUCAUUCCUAGAAUACCACUUUCGCUAGCUGAAAAUGAGGGUUAUCCUUUCAAAUUCAAGCGUAAGCAAUUUCCGAUUAGACUUUGCUUCGCUAUGACAAUCAACAAAACACAGGGCCAAACAAUUCCUAAUAUAGGAGUCUAUUUGCCUCAACCAGUGUUCUCUCAUGGCCAACUAUAUGUAGCUCUAUCAAGAGGAACUUCAUCAUCGACAACAAAAGUUCUAAUCAAGCCUGAUACCAACAAUAUUCGAGAAAAAAGGGCAACAAAAAAUGUUGUUUACAAAGAAGUUCUAAAUGCAGAUCUCGAAUACAAAUUCGAUGAAACCUUCUAUGUGACUGAAAUUGGGUGGAUGAAUAGUGCAUCUUUCAAAAGCUGCCUCAGAUCAUAA
Molecule: messenger RNA, 828 nt
Organism: Erythranthe guttata (spotted monkey flower)
Lineage: Eukaryota; Viridiplantae; Streptophyta; Magnoliopsida; Lamiales; Phrymaceae
Source: RefSeq, a predicted model, not a curated record